GAAACCGUAAUAAUCUGUCAACUACGUUGUGGCGAUCUAUUCUAUUUAGGGUUGCUUAUCCAAAUGAAACUAAAAUAUUCCAAUUUUGUCCUCGACGAGCCAUUGACUCUAAGUCUCCUAUUACGCACUCAUCUUCCUUCUCCUAUAUCAUCAUCCUCCAUCUCCACCAUUGUUGCUCAGUUUCUUCUGCAACAAUGGCGAUUCCCUUCCUUUCUCUACUCUUACCAUUCUUUUUCCUCUCACUCUCAAGUGCAGAAAUCUCCAGCCUCGUCGGAAUCAACUACGGUCAGCUCGGCAACAACCUCCCUCCGCCGUCUGAUUCCGUCAAUUUAAUCAAAUCCCUAAAUGCCCAAAUCGUCAAAAUCUACGAUGCAAAUCCCCAAAUCCUCAAAACCCUAAAAAACACCGAUCUGCGAGUCUCUGUUAUGGUCCCUAACGACCUCAUCAUCAACAUUUCUUCUAACCAAAAUCUCGCCGACGACUGGGUUCGGACCAAUGUCCGGCCAUUUUACCCCCAAACCAAAAUCCGUUACCUCCUCGUCGGAAACGAAAUCGUUUCCUCCACUGGAAACGAAACCUGGUUCAGUUUAGUACCGGCGAUGCGCAGAAUCAAACGCUCUUUGAAAACUUACGGUAUUCGUAAAGUGAAAGUCGGAACAUCCUCCGCCAUGGAUGUUCUUCAAUCGUCUUUUCCGCCAUCGAACGGGACUUUCCGGGCGGAUAUUGCUGAGCGAGUUAUGAAACCGAUGUUGCAGUUUCUGAACCGGACGAAAUCGUUCUUCUUCCUUGAUGUGUAUCCGUAUUUUCCUUGGGCAAUAGAUUCGGUUAAUAUCAAACUCGAUUAUGCUCUGUUUGAAUCGAAGAACAUCACGUAUUCGGAUCCGGGUUCGGGUUUGAUUUACACGAAUCUCUUCGAUCAAAUGGUGGACUCGGUGAUUUUCGCUAUGAAACGUCUCGGGUUUCCCGAUGUGCGAGUCUUUAUCGCCGAAACUGGUUGGCCUAACGGCGGCGAUUACGACCAAAUCGGCGCCAGCAUUCACAACGCCGCCGUCUACAACCGGAAUAUCGUCAAACGGGUCACAUCCAAGCCACCGGUUGGUACACCGGCUCGACCGGGCCGGGUCCUGCCGACGAUUAUAUUCUCUUUGUAUAAUGAGAAUCAGAAACCGGGCCCGGGUACGGAGAGGCAUUUCGGACUGUUGUAUCCGAACCGGACGGCGGUAUAUGAGAUGGAUUUGAGUGGUUCCACGCCGGAGACGGAAUUUAAGCCGCUGCCGGCGGCGGAAACUAAUGAGCCGUACAAGGGGAAGAUUUGGUGCGUAGUGGGGAAGGGGGCGAAUAUGAGUGACGUUGUUGGGGCUUUAUCGUAUGCUUGCUCGCAGGGGAAUAAAACCUGUGAACCGAUCCGGAAAGGCGGUCCGUGUUAUGAACCGGAUUCUUUAAAACGACAUGCGAGCUUUGCGUUUAGUUCAUACUGGGCCCAGUUUAGAAAGGUUGGUGGGACCUGUUACUUUAAUGGCUUGGCAACUCAAACCAUCAAAGACCCAAGUUAUGGAAAAUGCAAGUUCCCGAGCGUAGUGUUGCAAGGAUAAUAACGUAAUUGCGCAAUUUUUUAGUUUUUAAUUUUUAGUUUAUUAUAAAUAAGUUCUAAUUUUGAUUGUUGAAUUAGGAGGGUGGUUUGGGCAUCCCAUUUCUAUUUUAUUUUAUUUAUUUUUAAUUUUUAAAAAUAUCAGUGAACGAAGGGCUGAAUUGGAAAAAUUACAAAACAAUUAAAUGGCAAAUUUGACCCCAAUAAUUUAGAAAAAAAAUUAAAAUUUAGUCAAUCAAUUUAUAAUUAGAAUUUAGUUUAUAUGAUUUGAUAAAUCUCUCAUAAAUAAUUCUAUAAAAUUACUACUUAUGAGGUUUUAUCAAUCACAAAAAUUAAAUUCUAAUGUUUAAAAUUGUAUUAAGUAAAUUCUAAUUUUUUUUUUAAAAAAAAUUAUAGGGAUUAAAAAUUUGUAAUUUAAUCUAAAAUCGGUUUGAUGUUAGAAAAAAAAAAUGGUAGAAACUAUUUUAUUUUGUUGGUGAGAAUGAAAUGGGGCGCCCAAAUCACUUUACCGAUUUUUUUGAUGUAGAAUUUGACUAAUUCCACUCCCUAUUGUCUUCUUUUGUGCCUUGUCUUUUUCAUCAACGCGUGGAACACUUUUUCAACGGCCGUUUUUAUGCAACCCAACGGCUAUUUUCUC
Benincasa hispida (wax gourd) is the source of this 2225-nucleotide messenger RNA. RefSeq names its product O-Glycosyl hydrolases family 17 protein. Gene Ontology annotation, molecular function: hydrolase activity, hydrolyzing O-glycosyl compounds. The record is from RefSeq and is a predicted model, not a curated record. Gene Ontology annotation, biological process: carbohydrate metabolic process. NCBI's taxonomy places the organism in Eukaryota, Viridiplantae, Streptophyta, Magnoliopsida, Cucurbitales, Cucurbitaceae.